AUGCCUCCACCUUCCAAAGGCACAAGCGAUGGCGCAUCCGACGACCAUCACAAACGCACUUCGCCAGCACCGCCUCGUCCUUCCAGCCUCUCGCUAAGAGCACCUCGAUCAGCAAGCGUACAGCAGCUCGUAUCAAGAUGGGAAGCUCAACCGGAUCCUUCUUCAUCCACGUCCCUCACAUCGUCCAAAUCGGCUGCUCCACCACCGAUCAGCUCAGCGCUCACGUCCACAAGCACCGACUUUGGACCCGCACCAGCGCAUCGCGCCCUCCUCGCCAAUGCUGUCAAUGCCACAAACGGUACACUCGGCCCACUCGAUUGGACGCCCAAGUACGGCCUGCCUUCGGACCCACCUCGUCCGCCAGCAUUGCGCGUCACCACAAAGCCUUCAGUACCAGCAUCGCCCAGGUCACCAAGCAGACCAAAACCGUUCUCAGAUUCAAAUAAAGUCUCUCCCGCCAAUCCUCACCAGCGACGUCACCUCGUGCCUCUUCGAUCAGUCCAACCUGCUCAGACAAUACCUUCUCCUGUCUCUCCCUCUCCCGACAGCGCUCUCCCUUCUCGAGCCGAGCGACCACCUGCAUCACCUUCAGCCUUCUCGCCAACAACGCAUGACACUUCCUACACGCUACAGUCCACCGUCGACACCAUCGCAUCCAACACUCCACUCGUGCGCAGCAAAGCUGCUCCCAAAUCCGACCCCAUUCAUAUCUCUGAACAUGGUGCCUCCCUUAUACCAGCUGCUCUCCCUCCGCACACCUCAGCCUCGUUCCAUUCAGACCAACACUCUUCCAAAGCGCCGCUUUCAGCUAGCGUACGCAUCUCCCAACCAGCAACCUCAAAUGAGCGUACCAAUCUCCGAGCCCCCAGGGAGGGCCUUGCCAGACCUUCCUCCAAUGCGCACAUCUUUGAUCUCGACGCUAAGCUCCGACUCGGAACUAGCAAGUACCUCCCUUCCUCCUUCCGUGACAAUAUACCCGCACGAGCUGCACAGAUACCCGAGCGUUCCAGCUCCCACCUCUCCGCUCCUUCUCCCGCAACGCCGAGCGGACAAGCCAACCAAGAUUGGUCUGCAGAAGAUCCAAGCAGCAUUCCUUUGCUUCCAGCAACUUCGACUCAGGAACUACCCCUGAUCAGCUCGUCUGUCAGAGCACAGGCGACUUUGUGGAAAGAUCUCGUAUCUAACGAGAUCGCCCAGGGCGCAGUAUGCUCCCUCGUAGACGCCGACGCGCUUCCUGUUGCCGCUGACGACGUCUUCUGCAGGGACGCUGCUCUCAUUCACCUUCCCGCCUUGGAAGAGUACCUCAGAAACCCUUUCGUCUUUGGCGAACCCAUCUUUUCCGAUUCCGACUUGGUCUGCACUGAUCAGGAGAAGCAGCUCUUUGGCCUGGAUCCACAGUUCAUGAUCGAUGCUGCAUCACCGUCUCCGCAAACCUCUCGAAUUGGCGCCCUCGACACUGAAAAGUCCAAUCCGAGCAAGUCUCGAACAAAGUCCAAGCUGCCACAGCUCGAGGUGGCCGGAGGUCAGAUCAACUGCCCCGCUCUACUCUACACUUCCAGUGUCGACUCACCCACGACCUCCAACAAAGACGAGAGUCUCAGGCGCCGUCGAGGAGCUCGUACCUCCCAGCAACUGCCAGCAGAUACGCAGCCGUCCAAGACCAAACGUCACAAGCACAGCAGCACGUCGCAUACCGACGAGAUGGAUCCUUUGCUUGCUGUCGCCACUGGCGGCAAGAAGAAGAGCCGGGAUGACGACCCAGACGAUCCAGCUGACGACAUGACUGUCGUAGACGCUAGAGAGGACCGCGAACUCGAAAGCGAUGAUGACGCUACGCUCAAGGCUGAUGACGCUCUCCAAGCACAAAAGGUGGCCAGCCGCAUCUCGGCUCGUGUCGCCGAGAGCAAGGUUGCGGGCAAUGGAAGUGCACUUCCAUCCGAAGGUGUAUCCAGCAAAUUCUCUACCCUCUCGAAUCCGGUGACGCGCAAGCACAUGUUCCCGCCUCUCAUGCUCCUCAAGAAGAACAAUCUCGACGAACUCAAGUCCAAUGCCAUCGGUCCUCGCAGACCUCCAGGUGGCAUCUGGGCUAUCGGCUGGCUGGGCAUCAUUUUCGACACCGUCAUUGGCGUGGAAGGUAGCACUUUUGCUGCCGGCAUCCUCCGUCUCGAAUCGCUCCGAGAUCUCUUCCAGAUCAUGACGGUCCAACUUCAUUUCCAGCGCUACUUUGACAGCAGCGAUCCCACUUCCACUACGAGCAAGUUCUUCAAGUUCCUUCUCCAGACACUUCCUGCCUUUCUCGGUUUCGACCUUGUCUCGGUGUUUGGCUACGCCGUCAUCUUUUUCGUCGUCUGGAUCGUCAUCACCGCCUUGGCUCUCUGGCGAUUCUGGCGCAUGACCAAGGCGCACAACCCCAACAAGACCGUCGAAGGCUACGACUCGCAGGGAUGGAUCUACAAGAGCGCUUCUCGAGGAACACGCUUCGCAAACACAUGCUUGGUCUUCGUCCUGGGUCUUCUCUACCUGCCGCUCAGCAAGCUGGCCGUCGAUGCUCUCGUCUGGUCGAGCGACUUUUGGCCUGUGCCCAAUCCGUACAAGGGCGGAAUCGACGAUCCGGUGCCCGGUCCUCUGCUGGGCGACCCCGAUCUCUGGCAUGCUCCGCUCGACUUUUGCUACACAACCACCAUGCGCAAAGAUGCAUUCAACUGGGCUUACGUUAUAUUGCCGCUUGCGGUCCUCACCAUCAUCUUCUACACGCUUUGGUAUCCCUACAAGCUGAUGAUGACCAUCAAGGAGAUGCUGCCCAAUGUCAGCAAGUUCAACGAGCUCGGCAGGAAACGGAGCGAAGAAGAGAUGCAGAUCUACUACCAUCGCCUUCUCAAUCGCGACAAAUCGCCCUUCAACUUUCUCUACAACUCGUACCAUCGCAAAUGGGGCUACUACAAGCCGCUCUACAUUUUGUUGUUUAAGCUCUCCAAUCUGCUCAUCAUCGGUGUGCUGGCCAAGGACAACUGCCUCUUCCGAUCGUUCCGUACGAGGACCAUGCUGGUCGUUCAGCAGGGCGCACUCAUAGCCGUCAUGGCAUCGUUGCUCGGAGUGCAUCUCAUAAUACGACCCUUUGUCGACAAGAUUGGAAACCGAUCCGAAAUGGUCUCGCGUAUCGGCUACGUUUUGACCGCCACCAUUGGUCUGCUCGUGGCCCUCAAUGUGCAGGGUUCUACCGUCUACAACACUACGAUCCUUUACAUCAUUCAAGGCUUUACCUACGGUGGAAACAUCUAUUUUGCCCUCUUGGGCAUGUCGUUCGUCGCUCACCAGGUCAAACGGUGGCAGAGUCGUGUCGACUAUACAAUCGACAUUUUCUCGCCCUUGCUUGACAUCACCAAGCACAUCAAGCGCCGUGUGUGGGAAGAGACGCUGUCGAUUCUGAUCCUAUGCGGUCGAGAGUACCACAUGCCGCUCGAACAGGUCAUUGCCUUUUCCGUGUCCGACGAGGACAAAUGGCCGCCUUACCUGAUCGACUUCCAGGGCUCCGUGGCAGAGCGUCACAUCGAAAACCUCAAGGUCGUCAAGCAGAUCGGCAUCGAGGCUUACCGAAGCGAGGUCGACAUCUCUCGUACAGAAGAAGGUGUCUAUCGGCAGAAACUCAUCCGCACCAUACAAAGAGACUAUACGGGUCCCGAUGCCUACUGGCGACCACAGGAGCCGCCUUUCCCGUCUGGUGUCAUGUCGUUCUUCGGCAAAGCUUUCAUGGUGCCUUUUCCGCCUACGCUUGUUGUGCGCUACGACGAAGGUGGUGACCACAGCUUGACAUUGUCUCGAGUGGAAGAUUUUGAAGCUUUCAUCCAGCAAAACUCGGAUGCCGAGAUCGUCGGCAAAAGGAUGGUGCGGCAAGCCUUGCGCGCAUUGGAAGGUCAGAAGGUGCUGUGUCCGUACGUCUCGUCGGUGCAAAUUGGCGAUCCCACCAGUGGACUGGCCUUUGUCGACAAGAUGUUUGGGCGUAUCUCGGACCGUCGCAAAGCUUUACCAAGAUUUGGAAGGCUCGGAUCCGGUGGCGGUCGGUCAGAGUACGUGCUUGCGACGCCGAUCUCGUACGUAGAAGGUACAGUCAAGAUUGAAAGGCGCAACGAAUUCAACUGGGCCGGCUACAAUUUCGACGGUGGAUUCGAGGUCUCGAUCGUCUACGAGGACGGCAGGAUGAAGGAGACCUCGGGAGCUAUCACUUUGGUGCGAAGGCGACUCGAGGUGAGCGCGUCACGCGUCCUUGGUCUCACCGAAGACUUUGACAUGAACCCCACCCUCUCGCGCUUCCUGCAAGACAAUGAACGGCUGGUCAUCGACCGUGCACCUCUGGUGGAGAAGGUGCUACGCAAGUACCGACGUCAUUUCGAGCGCGAAGCGCUGUGGAAGGAGCGUGUGCUUCCUUAUUCCUUCUUGACGGAUGUCUUUGACAAUGACGGACUCAGUCCUUUGGGUCUGCGCAUGGCGUUGGUCGAAACGGGAUGUGGACGGAGCAUGCGCAACUUGCCCAUGGAGUACGAAGGAAGCAUCACGCUGAUGUACGAGCGAUUGGCGGCUAUCAAUCGCUCGCCCGCCCAUCGCUUUUGGUGGAUCUUCUUUGAUGAGAUCUGGCGGCUAAACAGUAACGACUACAGCCUGUUGCGCAAGUACAGACGCAGCUUUUCGCCGCAGUAUCCGACAUCGAUCGCCUAUCGUCCCAUGCCAAGGCAAGAUCUGGAGGAGUUUUUGCGCAAACGUGGCCUGUGGAAGAAGAAAGGCGCCAAGGGAGGGCCAUUCAACCGGGGUCUGUUGAACCGGAUCUACUUUUCACUCAACGAGAUCGUCUUUGCGGGCCAUUCCGAUGCACGCGCGGUCAAUCCGCGAAGAGGCUGGUCCGACCAACAUCACCGCAAAGGUGGCCGAGUGUCCGACCCUCGCAAGGACGAAAAUCCUUUCUUGGACCCGGUCGACUCUGACCUGCGGCGAGCAGCAACGAUCAAAGUCGGUCUGGGUCACGAUGCGACGCAAGCAACACGACGAGAUUUCUCGACGAUCGACGACGAUCCUUCGCACUCAUCUCAGCUCACGUCUUCCUCAGCUGCGCUAUCACCCGGUGCGCACCACCAAAAGGAAGAAAGAUCAUGGGGGUUGACGGCCAACCCGUCGAUCACGCCUUCGCAGUACACGGGUGGUGGCACCGCCUACUCGAACGACAGCGUCAUCGUCCGCACCGCCUACCGAUGGGAGCAACGCAUGGACGGGUACGCGACGGACACACCCUGGCAGCGGUUCAAGGUGAGAUCGUUGCAGUGGCUAUCGCUGCAUCCAGUAGUGGUCAAGUUUGACCGCGAAAAGCUGUACCUUUACCUCAAGCUCGUGGAGGCGCAAGGCGAGGAUGGGAAGAGGGUGAGGAGGUACGAGCUGCUCAAACCGGCUUGUAGGCCGACGUGA
This is a messenger RNA of Pseudozyma hubeiensis SY62, 5448 nucleotides long. RefSeq lists its product as hypothetical. Lineage: Eukaryota; Fungi; Basidiomycota; Ustilaginomycetes; Ustilaginales; Ustilaginaceae. The coding region runs from base 1 to 5448 and encodes 1815 amino acids. The record is from RefSeq and is a predicted model, not a curated record. The transcript has a single exon.